AUGAAACUGAAUGAAGGGAAUACUGGAAAGAUUAUUUUAGAGUUUUGUAUUGGAAUGAUAGUGAAUGAAUCCUGUCACUGGGGACGAUGUAUUGGUGACUGUGGUUCAGGUGGUGUUCAGAGCCGAGUUGUAUGGUGUGUACACUCAGAAGGCUGGACAACCCAUCAUUCAAACUGUGAACAAAGUGAUAGACCUGAAUGCCAGAGGAGUUGCUUUAAAAUAUGUGAUUGGCACCUUGAACUCUUUGAGUGGGAAGUUUCAGAAUGGAGCAUAUGCGUUCUAGUCCCUUUUGCCCACGGUGAAGUCAAACCAAGGACUUCAGACUGUGUAACUGCACAACAUGGAUUACAGCACAGAACUGUGCAAUGCAUACAAAAGUUGAAUAGAACAGUGGUUGUGAAUGAGAUUUGUGGAUAUUUUAUUCCUCAGCCAUCAACGGAACAAGCCUGUCUAAUACCUUGCCCACGAGAUUGCGUCAUAUCCGAAUUUUCUUCCUGGUCUGAAUGUAGCAAACAUUGUGGAAAAAGUAUACAGCAUAGAACCCGUUUCAUUAUUGCUCCUCCACUGUACGGUGGAAACAAAUGUCCAAAUCUCACUGAGUCCAGGGUCUGUGAGGUUUCCAUGUCUUGUCCUCAUGAGGAAGAGGAAUAUUCCUACAGUCUUAAAGUCGGACCUUGGAGUAAAUGCCGGCUGCCUCAUCUGAAAGAGCUUAACAUGGUUGGGAGAACUAUCCUGGAUUUCAGCUCAGAUUCAGUAGAGCGAAGCACUUUUAAGCUUGAAAUGGUUGAAAAUUUGCAACAUUCUCACAAAUUUAGAUCCCACUACAGUUCCAGGGCUUGGGAUAUAGAAAUUGGUUAUCAAACAAGGCAGGUGAGGUGUACAAGAAAUGAUGGGAAAAAUGCUAUAUUGAGCCUUUGUAUGCAAGAAGCCAUCCCUUUGACCUUUCACUCCUGCAUUAUGCCUAAAGACUGUGAAACAUCAGACUGGUCUUCCUGGAGCUCCUGUUCAAAGACUUGUUACUCAGGGGAUCUCUCACCAGGAUUCCGCCACAGAAGAAGGAUUAUAAAGCAUGUUGCUCUUGGAGCUGGGAGGGAGUGUCCUGAAACGGAAGAGAGGGAAGCCUGCAAUACCGGUGGUGGAGGAAAACAUCUUCCGCCUUGCCCAAGAUAUUCAUGGAAAACCUCUGAAUGGAAGGAAUGUGAUGUUUCUCUCCUGUUGGAAAGACAGGACCCUCGACUUGAUAAACACGCAUCAUCCCUCUGUGGAGGUGGGAUACAGAUCCGCGAGAUCUACUGUGCCCAGACAACUUUGGAGGAAAUGCACAAGUCAAAGGAAGUGACUAGACCUGCGGAAAAGAAGCUUUGCCUUUCUCCUGCUCCUCCUGCGUCUCAACUGUGUAGCAUUCCGUGUCCUCCUGAGUGUGUUGUUUCUUCCUGGUCAGCAUGGGGCCCUUGCGUUCAUGAAGACUGCCAAGAAAUUCCAGGAAGAAAAGGUUUCAAAAUGAGGCACAGAUACAUUGUUGUGGAUUCCAUUGGUAAUUCUGAGAACUGCCCACAUUUGAUAGAGGCUAUUCCGUGUGACAAUCCAAUCUGUUAUGACUGGAGCAUUUCAGAAGGAAACUGUUUCCCUUAUAAUGGAAUAUGUGGACAAGGAAACCGUGUAUUGUAUGCCCAAUGCAAGAACAACAAUGGUGAGGAUGUAGCUGAUGAUUUUUGUGCUGAUUCUCCAUCACCUUCUAAAACAACAACUUGUGAAGUACCCUGUGGAAUGGAUUGUGUUGUGACGGAGUGGUCACAAUGGUCACCUUGUUCUCACUCCUGUUCCAAUAAAAAUUCAGAGGGCAGGCAAAGCAGAACAACAUCUGUACUGGCAUUACCAGGAGAAGGUGGAAAGCCUUGUCCUCCUCCUUCAUCACUCCAGGAGUAUCGACUGUGUAAUGAACAUUCUUGCAAUCAGCUAUACUGGGAAACCUCUGCAUGGAGUCUCUGUUCAGAAAAUGCCUUACUAACAACUCUGAAUACUACUACCAGUUGGAACAACAAGGCAACCUGUGGAGUUGGAGUACAAACUAGGAGGGUCUUUUGUGUGAAAAAUAACUCUGGCCAGGUCCCAGCUAAAAGGUGUCCAGAGUCCAUCAAGCCAGAAACCGUCCGUCAGUGCCCGCUCCCAUGUAAGAAAGAUUGUGUAGUGACCCCCUUCAGUGAAUGGACACGCUGCCCUACCACCUGCCAACAUGGGAAUGCCACUGCAAAAAAACAGUCCCGCUACAGGAUCAUCAUUCAAGAUGCAAUUAAUGGAGGGUCAGAAUGCCCGGACACCUUAUUUGAAGAAAGAGAGUGUGAAGGCAUCCCACUUUGUCCCACUUACAGUUGGAAAGUCCACAAAUGGAAUCACUGCUUAUUGGUGCCUGAUUCAGUAAGGCAAGGUGUAUUGGGAAUCAAUGAGGCAUGUGGGCCCGGUUUGCAAUCAAGAGUUGUGACAUGCACCUUGGAAGAUAAUCAUUCAGUAGAUGCCAGUGAAUGCUUGAAGUGGGCAGGACCGAUGCCUUCCCUUGUCCAGGAUUGCUCAGUGCCUUGCAAAGAUGACUGCAUGUUUACUCCUUGGUCUAAAUUUACAGCAUGCACUUCUGAUUGUGAAUCAACACGGACCAGAAGAAGAACUCUCACAGGAAGAAGCAAAAAGCGAGACAAGUGCCAGAAUACCGAAGUCUAUCCUCAGCUUGAGACGGAACUCUGCCCUUGUGCAAUAUUUACCUCCCAGCCUUAUGGAAAUUGGUCAGAAUGCAUAAUUGCGGUAGGAAGAACAGAACUGCAGGUAGAGAUGAGAUUUCAGAGACAUGCCAAAGAAUGUGGAGAAGGUGUGCGCUUCCGAGCACUUGCCUGUUAUGAUAAGACCGGCAGAGUUGUGGAUCCCUCUCAGUGCAACCACUCAGGUUAUAUUGAACAACCUUGCACUGUACCUUGUCCAUUUGACUGCAAAUUAAGUGACUGGUCUGACUGGUCUCCUUGUAGUUCAUCGUGUGGGACAGGAGUGAAAAUUCGGUCCAGGUGGCUUAAGGAGAAACCAUACAAUGGAGGGCGUCCUUGUCCAAAACUGGAUCCAAAGAAUCAGGCUCAGGUGUACGAGGCAGUUCCCUGUUACAGUGAGUGUAAUCAGUAUUCCUGGCGAGUAGAACUGUGGUCUCAAUGUGAAAUCAGCAGUGCACAAAAUUCCCUCCACUGUGGAGAAGGAAUACAAACGAGACAAAUCAGAUGUAUAAACACCACUGAAGGUGGAGAUGGUGAACCUGUACCUCUUGUGUUUUGUAAUGAGUCCAAAGUUCCUUUGGAAAAACAGAAAUGUAUCCUCUAUUGUCCUAAUGAAUGUGUGGUGUCUGAAUGGAGUCACUGGAGUCAAUGCCCAGAGCGAUGUGAUCCUAGUAUGAUGCAAACAAGAACUCGACAUAUACUACGAAGGCCUUUAAAACCCAAGACCUGCCCUGAAAGUGCACAGCAGAGGCCUUGUAUUCUGAAUCAAAAUUGUUUUCAGUAUAGUUACAAUUUAACAGACUGGAGCACAUGCCAGCUAAAUGAAAAUGCAGCAUGUGGAGAAGGGAUUAGGAAUCGCCUUCUAAGCUGCAUUCGCAGUGAUGCAAAAGCUGUGAACAUGAACCACUGCGAGCAGCUGAAUCUGGAAACACCCACCAGAAUGACUGCCAACUGCAUGGUAGAAUGUGUAGUGAACUGUCUGGUUACGGAAUGGACUGCUUGGUCGGAAUGUUCACAAACUUGUGGUCUUGCAGGUCAGACGCUCCGUACCCGAUCUAUAAUUAUGGAAGUCCAAGGGGAAGGAAGACCUUGCCCAGCUGAUCUUACUCAGUUCCGCAGUUGUGUUGCAAAACCCUGCUAUAGCUGGGUUCUUGGAGAGUGGUCCCCAUGCAGAGUUGAGGGUGGACAAUGCGGAAAUGGAAUCCAGAUACGAAACCUCCUGUGUGUGGUACAUGAUGGCAUGUCAACAUCAACAUUUAAGCAAGUUGAGAGCACCCUGUGUGAAGAGCUUCCCCCUAAAGAGAAUUUGCUUCAACUUCCAUGUUCUGUCCCUUGUCCAGGUGACUGUCAUUUAUCCGAGUGGUCAGAGUGGAGCUCUUGUGAAUUAACAUGCAUCGAUGGCAGGAGCUUUGAGAGUGUGGGUCGUCAGUCUCGAUCAAGAACAUUUAUAAUUCAGGCUUUCGAAAAUCAAGACAGCUGUCCUGAACAAGAAUUGGAGACCAGGCCUUGCUCAGGAGGAAAAUGCUAUAAUUAUGUAUGGAAAACGAGUCUUUGGCAAGAUAAUGAACGCACAGUGUGGUGCCAGCGUUCUGACAGGUUGAAUGUUACAGGGGGCUGCUCUAUGCAGUUACAGCCAGCUACAACCAGGUAUUGCAACCCAGCCUGCAAAAAACCUUUCUCGUACUGUACACAGGGUGGCAUCUGUGGUUGUGAGAGAGGCUACACUGAAAUCAUGAGAUCAAAUGGUUUCCUGGAUUACUGCAUGAAGAUACCUGGUUUAGCAGAUAAGAAAGCCGAUGUUAAAACAAAUGCUGCCAAGCAUAAGCCUAUCAAUUCCAAAAUGCAUGACAUCUUCAAAGGAUGGUCAAUUCAGCCUUUUAAUGCAGAUGGAAAACUUAAAAUUUGGGUAUAUGGCGUAUCAGCUGGCGGGUUUCUCAUUAUAGUUUUCCUAAUCUUCACCUCAUAUCUUCUUUGCAAAAAACCAAAACAGCCACAACAUACUUCUCCGCCGCAGAAGUGUCUGACUUUAGCCUACGAUGGAGAUGUUGAUAUGUAAGAUGGAAACCACCCAAAUGUAGACAUUGACUGCCUUAACUGCUGUCCCCCACCCCUGCCUCUUUUGAUACAAGAUUCCAGCUGAUGAGUUUGGGUUUUAUUUUUGUUCUUCAGGAGAAUCUGGCAUCUGAAAAAAUUGGGCAGAAUAUAACUUCCAAACUUGACCGGUUUUACCUUUUAGCAUAUCUGAAACAUGGUAUAUCUUUACGACUCUUCCCCAGAGGGGACCUCAGAAUUACAUCUUUUCCUUUUUAACCAUAGGAAUAAGGACAAAUGAGAAGUUCUAUAGUCUUCUACUGAUUCUUUUUUUUUUUUUUAAUUUUUGAAAGCAUGACAAUCCUGUUUGGGAAGGGGAGCUAAACUUACAUUUACUGUAAAGGACAAACUGGACGCUGCAUCAUUAUGCACUAUAUUAGUGCAAAGUUUCUUUCUUCUUCGCCACUUUCAUCUUAUGAGUUUUCCAGAGUUUAUAUUUGAGUUACACGAGAAGCUAUCGAAAAAUCUGGAAUUUCUUGAUUUCCAGACUGACUUAAGUUUCUUAGAUCACAAAAUAAUCUGACUUCCCUUCCGCCAAAGGAGAUAACAAUAAACCAGAAAUUUUGCAACAUAUACUCCAAGCCAUUUUCUAUUCUUGAGAAGGUUUUUUUUCUUUCUUCCUUGUUGGACAAAUGUAUUAAUGACUAAGGAAGUGAGAAGAGUGUUAUUUUAAAUUGGUAUCAAGCCAUUUAGGUAUAUUUGAAACGUUAAUUCAGUCAGUUAAUAUACAUUUCUGCUUUUGUAAUUUAAAUUUUAUUACCUGCAAUUAUUUAUGAUUUUUUUUAAAAAAAAAUGUUUUCUGACUUUAUUUAUUACACACACAGAGAUACACACAAACAAGCUGUUUGUACAAGAUCUUGCUUUUUAAAAAAGUUUACAAGUCUACAUUUGGAACAUCUUGAAGAAGAUAUGUAUAUGUAGUAGUAAAUGUUGCAAGUACGAAAGUGCCAUCUUGUGGUAUUGACAUGUAUUUAUACAUAAAUAAAAAAAACUAAAGGGUGUGCGGAUGUUGAUGCAAAUGCAUUGCAAUGUCUGUUAUUAAAAAAGAUUUUGCAUUUCAUCCUUGGAGAUCAGAGCCUAAUCAAACUAUAAUUAUGAGCAAACUUUGAGAA
Molecule: messenger RNA, 5950 nt
Organism: Crotalus tigris (Tiger rattlesnake)
Lineage: Eukaryota; Metazoa; Chordata; Lepidosauria; Squamata; Viperidae
Gene: THSD7B
Product: thrombospondin type 1 domain containing 7B
Exons: 28
Coding region: 1-4803 (1600 amino acids)
Biological process (GO): actin cytoskeleton organization
Cellular component (GO): plasma membrane
Source: RefSeq, a predicted model, not a curated record